GAGCUGCGAUGCCCUCGGACUUCAUCUCUCUGCUCAGCGCCGACCUCGACCUCGAGUCCCCCAAGUCGCUCUACUCCAAGGAAUCUGUCUAUGACCUUCUCCCAAAGGAGCUGCAGUUACCACCUUCCAGAGAAACAUCCAUAGCAUCCAUGAGCCAAACAAGCGGUGGCGAGGCCGGUUCGCCGCCUCCAGCUGUAGUUGCUGCUGGAUUUGCCUCUGAAGCAGGGAGUGUCUGCAUUAAAAAUGACCUGUAGUUCUCUGCUUCAUAGAUGCUUCUUCAGCUCCCUCCUCUUCCUCCAUGGGCGGUGCUUGCAGCUCCUUUACCACCUCUUCCAGCCCUACCAUUUACUCUACCUCAGUCACCGACAGCAAGGCUAUGCAAGUGGAGAGCUGCUCCGCGGCCGUGGGGGUAAGUACCCGAGGGGUAAGUGAGCAGCAGAUAACCAGUAACACAGCCCAGCAGCAGCCGGCCACGCCGAAGCGCCACACUGUCCUCUACAUCUCGCCACCUCCCGAGGACUUGCUGGACAACAGCCGGAUGUCCUGCCAGGAUGAGGGCUGUGGAUUGGAGUCAGAACAGAGCUGCAGUAUGUGGAUGGAGGAUUCACCCUCCAACUUCAGUAACAUGAGUACCAGUUCCUACAAUGAUAACACUGAGGUGCCACGUAAAUCGCGCAAGCGCAACCCAAAGCAGAGGCCAGGGAUCAAACGCCGAGAUUGCGAGGAGUCCAACAUGGAUAUCUUUGAUGCCGACAGUGCCAAAGCGCCUCACUAUGUCCUUUCUCAGCUCAGCACGGACAGCAAAAGCAACUCAAAAGCAGGAAAUGGAGCAUCAGAGAACCAGAAGGGAGCUGGAGGGAAGAAGACCCCAAUGUUGUGUGGUCAGUACCCGACUAAGAGUGAGGGGAAGGAGCUGAAGAUCAUGGUGCAGCCGGAGACCCAGCACAGGGCUCGGUACCUGACCGAGGGCAGCCGGGGCUCCGUCAAGGACCGCACGCAGCAGGGCUUCCCCACCGUCAAGCUGGAAGGCCACAACGAGCCCGUGGUGCUGCAGGUGUUCGUGGGCAACGACUCCGGGCGCGUGAAGCCGCACGGCUUCUACCAGGCCUGCAGGGUGACGGGCAGGAACACCACGCCCUGCAAGGAGGUGGACAUCGAGGGCACCACCGUCAUCGAGGUGGGGCUGGACCCAAGCAACAACAUGACCCUGGCGGUUGAUUGUGUGGGAAUCCUGAAGCUGAGGAAUGCUGAUGUGGAAGCCAGGAUAGGCAUUGCCGGCUCCAAGAAGAAAAGCACCCGCGCUCGCCUCGUCUUUCGCGUCAACAUCACGCGCAAGGACGGCUCCACGCUGACCCUGCAGACGCCUUCUUCCCCCAUUCUGUGCACUCAGCCAGCAGGAGUCCCAGAGAUCCUAAAGAAAAGUCUCCACAGCUGUUCAGUGAAGGGUGAAGAGGAAGUUUUUCUGAUUGGCAAGAACUUCCUAAAGGGAACAAAAGUGAUUUUCCAAGAGAAUGUUUCUGAUGAGAAUUCUUGGAAGGCAGAAGCUGAAAUUGACAUGGAAUUAUUUCAUCAGAAUCACCUUAUUGUGAAGGUGCCACCAUAUCAUGACCAGCAAAUCACCUCAGCUGUCUCUGUGGGAAUUUACGUGGUGACCAACGCUGGCAGGUCUCACGACGUGCAGCCCUUCACCUACACUCCAGAGCCAGCUGGGACUCUGAAUGUUAAUGUGAAGAAGGAAAUCUCCAGCCCAGCCCAACAUUGUUCUUUUGAAGAGGCUAUAAAAGCAGUGAAGGCCACAGGCUGUAACCUGGAGAAGGUGAACAUUCUUCCUAGUGCCUUGAUAACUCCACUCAUGCCAAGCAGUAUGAUCAAGAACGAAGAUGUGGCUCCAAUGGAAGCUUCAAAUGUGGUUGGACCAACUCAGCAAGCAUUGGAAAACAGCAUGUCUGGCAUAUCAACUUCUGCUUCCCAUUUACCUUCCGAAAGUGAAAACCAGCAGCAAAUCCAGCCCAAAGUGUACAACCCAGAGACCCUGAGCACGAUCCAAACACAGGACAUUUCCCAGCCCGGCAGCUUCUCUGCAGUGUCCACCCCGGGCCAGCUGCAGAACAGCGAUGCCCUGCUGCAGCAGGCUGCACAGUUCCAGCCCAGGGAUUCCCAGCCCAGGGAGGUGCUGCAGUCGGAUGGCACAGUGGUGACUCUGUCACAGCUCACUGAGGCCUCCCAGCAGCAGCAGCCGACGCUCUCGGAGCCGCCCCAGGCCCUGCAGCAGCAGAUUUCCUCGAGCAUCUUCUCGUCAGCCAGCGGCGUGAGCCAGCUCCAGAACACCAUCCAGCAGCUCCAGGCUGGCAACUUCCCCACCAACACCGCCACGGGCAGCAACAGGAACGUUGACUUGGUGCAGCAGGUUCUGGAAGCUCAGCAGCAGUUAUCCUCUGUUCUGUUUUCGGGCUCAGACAGCAGCGAGGAUGUCCAGGAUCAGCUGAACGCAGAUAUCUUUCAGCAGGUCAGCCAGAUCCAGAACAGUGUAAAUCCCGGGAUGUUUUCCUCCUCAGACACAGCUGUCCAUUCCAGAGCGGAGAACCUUUUGCCUGGGCGAGCUGAGAACGUUCACUCCCAGCCUGAAGGUGCCCUGUCCAACCAGCAGCAGCAGCAGCAGCAGCAGCAGCAGGCCAUGGACACGUCAGCAGCCAUGGUGAUGGGGAUGCAGCAGAACAUGUGCCAGGCGGCCACGCAGAUGCAGUCGGAUCUGUUCUCCUCCAGCACGGCGGGGAACGGGGCCCUGCAGCAGUCCCCAGUGUACCAGCAGGCGUCUCACAUGAUGGGGGGCCUGUCCAGCAGUGAGGACAUGCAGAUGCAGUGUGAGCUGUUCUCCUCCUCCCCGGGGGUGUCCGGCGGCGACGCGGCCGCCCCCGCGCAGCAGCCGGUGUCCAACAACGGCCCUGCCAUGUUCCAGCCCUCGAGCUCUGCAGAGGGAGAGGAGGCCUCGGGGCAGAGCAAACAGAUGCAGAGCUCUGUGUUUCAGACCAUGGUUCAGAUGCAGCACAGUGGGGAAAGUCAGUCCCAGGUUAAUCUCUUCUCGUCGACCAAGAGCAUGAUGAGUGUCCAGGCCAGUGGGACUCAGCAGCAGGGCGGGGGUCUGUUCCAGCAAGGUGGAGAAAUGAUGUCCAUUCAGUCGGGAAGCUUCAUCCAGCAGUCUCCACACUCACAGGCUCAGCUUUUCCACUCUCAGAACCCUAUUGGUGACACUCAGAAUAUAUCCCAGGAAACACAAGGAUCCCUUUUUCAUAGCUCAAAUUCCAUUGUCCACAACCAGACCAACACUAAUUCCUCUGACCAACUGCAGCCCCCGAUAUUCCACUCACAGAAUGCCAUGGGUGUCUUGCAGAGCUCCUCGGUGCCUCAAGACCAGCAGUCUGCCAACAUGUUCCUUUCCCAGAGUUCCAUGAGCAACCCGGCCACUCAGGAAGAGCAGAUGUCAUUCUUUACAAGCCCAAAUCCCAUUUCUCCUCUUCAGACAGCAACAAACACUGAACAGCAGACUUCUUUCCAGCAGCAGACACAGAUCUCUCAUAUCCAGAGCUCCAUGCUUCCCCAGGAGCAGCCCCAGACUCAGCCUGCUCAGCAGGGUUUGUUUCAGUCCCAGGUGUCAUUGGGCUCCAUCCAGUCCAGCUCCAUCCCUCAGAACCAACAAGGAGCCAUCUUCCAGCCUCAGCAUUCGAUUGUUGCUAUCCAGAGCAGCCCUCCAUCUCAGGAGCAGCAACAGCAGCAGCAGCAGAACAUGAUGUUCAGCAAUCAAAAUGCAAUGAGUACAAUGGCCUCCCAAAAGCAGAACUUGAUUUUCAAUCCAAAUCAAAACCCGGUUACCAACCAGGAGCAGCAAGGCCAGUCCAUUUUUCAUCCACAGUCCAACAUGGCCUCGAUGAAUCAGGAGCAGCAGCCCAUGCAAUUCCAGAGUCAGACCACGGUGUCUCCUCUCCAGAAUCCUGGCUCCACCCAGGCCGAAGCACAGCAGCCAACCAUCUUCCAUAACUCGCCCCAGAUUCAGCUGGUCCAAGGGUCCCCAAGUUCUCAAGAGCAGCAAGUCACCCUCUUCAUCUCCUCAGCUUCCAUGUCUGCCCUGUCUGUCCAGAACAGCAUGAGCCAGCCGGAGCUGCAGCAGUCCCCCAUGUACUCCUCCCAAAACAGCAUGGCAGGAAUGCCAGGAACUGCUUCUCCUCCCCAGCAGCAGGCUCCUCUGUUCCACAACACAGCCGGAGGUGCCAUCAACCAGAUGCAGAAUUCCCCUGCCUCGUCCCAGCAGACAUCAGGAAUAUUCCUGUUUGGCAUCCAGAACAACUGUGGGCAGCUGCUGCCCCCCGGCGCGGCGGCGCUGCCCGAGGAGCUGAUGGCCAUGGGCCAGCCCGGGCAGCCCCAGGGCGAGGCCCAGCCCGCGGUGCCAGCGCUGCUGUCCCAGCAGCUCCCCGAGACCCCCCCGCUGCCCUCGGCCAUGGCCACCAACCAGAACAUGGAGAAGAUCGACGAUCUGCUCGUGUCCUUGCAGAACCAGGGGAACAACAUGGCUGGCUCGUUUUAAUCAGAAAUUCCGUGAAGAAAAAAACGUGACGAUUCCCCAGAUCCUCUCAGACCUUCCAACUCUGGAUUAGGCUGCGUGGAACCAAUUGCUUCUGUGGAAAAGUGGCCUCUUUAAAGAGCACACGUGUGGCCAGUGGCAGACCUGAGGCCAUGACCAUGGAGUUUGGGCUCCAUAGUGCCAAUAAUGCUGAGGAGUUAUGCUUUGUGUUACUGGGGCAUGGGGUUGGGCUGUUACCAGGUUCAUAAACCUCAUUACAGUGGGGGCUCUUGGAAUUUAAAGCAUAUCUGGUCAGUUAUUAUUGUUGUUGGAAGGUAAUCCAUGUUACCACGUUUACUUUUUCCCUCCCAUUCCUUCUUGACAUCCCUUUUUUCCCUCGGGAAGCUCGUGCAGCAGAAGCAGCAGCUGCCUCUGCCCUGAGCCGUGACUCGGCUGUCAGUCAGUGAAGGGAUCCCUCGGUUGACACGGAGCAGGAGAGCCAAACCCACCCCUUAUGAGUUGAAAGUAUUGAGAACUGUAAGAACCAAGCAGAGAAUUGCUGCUGUAAAUAACCAGUUCCCAUCUGAGAAUGGGAUUAACGGUUUUCCACAUCCCUUACGUGGAGCUGUACAUAGAGCAAGGGUUUGGUGGCUCCUCAAAAUGAAGAAAUGAAGGGGAACUUCCAGCUGAUCUUAAAAUCUUCUCUAAAACACCUUCAGCUUGAAAAGAGCAUUCUGUGUGGCUGAGGAAGGGACUCCUCUGUGUCUCUCGUUCUGACUGAUGGGUUAGAGCUCUGUAAAGCCUCAUGAGCUGUUCCCAAACCAGCCUUCUCCCUUCCAUUCUUUCCAUGGUUUUCCUUAUCUUCCUGAGUUUUGUAUUGUGUUUUUUAAAAAAAGACAUAAAUAUCCUACUGGCUUUAAAGCUAAAGAAACAGCUUUUAGGAAUCCUUGGCAGUAAAUUGCUUAGUCAGUAGAAGCUUUGACAAAUAAUCAAGGAGUAAGGAGAGAGGAAGCAAUUUCUCCACCACCUUCUAAACGCAGGAAUCCCCCUUAACCCGCCACUUCCAGCUGUGACUGAUGGAAAUCUUCAGCUUGGCUUUACUCCAAGUAGGGGGCAAAUUGCAUCAUUUUUAAGCCUUCUUAAAAGGUCACUUCAUCCUGAGCUGUUGCAUCUUUGUAGCACAUGGAGCUCAUCGCAGUUCUGAAGUGAUUUUUUUCCUUUUUCUACCACCGAGCCCCGAGUCUGGUUUCUAGAUUGUCAUGUUUAAUCAAGGAAUAAACCAUUGACUGAUGUUACCGAAUGUACAAACAACCCACUCCAGACCAUGCAGGUGUAUUGUGAGGCAUGUGGAUUUUUUUGGGUGCUUCAACUCUCCGGACAGUGUGUGAUCUCUCACUAGAGCCUCGCUCAGAUCCAUGUUCCUCCCCGUUCCGCCUCGGUAGAGAGUAGCUGGUGUCAUUUUUCAUUUUUGUUAUUUGAAAUAACAAAAGAACAGUCUGUAAAUGUUUUUUUUCUUUUUUUUUUUUUUUUUUAAGUUCCUCGAGUCUGUUUACUGUGUGUUUUCCCCUUAACUGGUGUGCGUAGUUGAGCCGUGUAGAGUUUUUGUUGGUUUUCCUGGAUUCCCCCCGUUUGUUGGUCUGUCACGACGUUCACUUUCUCUUUCUGUCUCUCUCUUUCUCUCUCUCAUUGAGAGGCAUUGAAUUACGUUUUCAGUAGUAAGGCUUCUUGCCGAUAUGAAGGGAACUUUUCAGAAAGAGACCUGCUCUGGGUCAUUUAAUUUUGAAUACAGUUUUCAAUCGUUCAAGUUUUGGAUGGUUUAUAUCUAAUGUGUGUUUCAUUUUUUUGGAAAGCUAUAUUUUGUAUUUAGGAAAUGGUAUAACUAUUUUGCUAUUUGUACUGAGUGAGUACAUUGGCAUAAAUAUAAAAAAUUUAUAUAUAUACAUAUAUAUAAAAUAUUCUUUUUGCCACACAUUUUUGUGGUAAAUUUGUGAGUUUGUCUGAUGUUCUACCACAACGUGGCGUCUGAUAACAGUGGGGUGGGGUGGGGUUUGUUAUGUCUUUAUUGAGUAUUUAAGUACUUUUUGCAACAUAAAUAACGUGUUCAUCUCUCGCCAUUCCAUCAGGCAGCGUUGGUCCAGCUGGCCACGAGAAGCUUUGCUCUGUGUUUGGUGUGUCCCUCACUCACAGCCUAGCCAGGAAACCCAGAGGCAUUUAGGAUUAUAUAAAAUAUGAAAUAUUGGGGUUUCCCUCAGAAUGAGCCGUUCAGCUUUUCUCUGCUCUCAUUGCCUAUUUAAUAUUUUAUUAUUAGCGCCUCUGUGUUUUAACUCCUAAUUUAUGAUUAUGCUCAAACGUUGGAAAUUUUAAUCAGGACAGAAAGAAUUCCCCGCUGCA
Messenger RNA from Sturnus vulgaris (Common starling), 6943 nucleotides. The record is from RefSeq and is a predicted model, not a curated record. Lineage: Eukaryota; Metazoa; Chordata; Aves; Passeriformes; Sturnidae.